AACCCGCGGCAACAAAACUACAAAAAAGAAAACUCUGCGUCAACGUAAACGCCAGAGUUAGCCAGCGAGCUAACCAGGGAGCUAACGCAGGUAUGUCAUGAAACGAAGCCAAGCAAAGUGAGCACUUUCCUCACUUUAGAGGACAAUGGUGAAACAGAGGAUACAGAUAUACGGUCGCAUUAAACCCACGAAGAAAACAACGACUGUGUACUCUGUGGACAAUGAGGAGCAGACAGGUGCCUCUCUGGAGUUUGUGGUGCCCAGGGACCUGGCUGAUGGAUUCGUCAACAACAAGAGGGAGUGCUACAAGUUCAGGUUCCAGAAAGUGUUUGAUCAAGCAGUCAAACAAGAAGAGAUAUUUCAGAACAUUGCCAAACCAGUUGCAGACAGUGUAUUAGCCGGCUACAAUGGCACCGUGUUUGCCUACGGUCAGACGGGCAGCGGCAAGACGUUCACCAUCACUGGAGGCGCCGAGCGUUACAGCGAUCGAGGCAUCAUUCCCCGCACCCUGUCCUAUCUGUUCCAAUGCUUCAGCCAGGACAGCAGAGUGGUUUACACCACGAGUAUCUCCUACCUGGAGAUUUACAACGAGACGGGAUAUGACCUCCUGGACUCGCGACAUGAAGCCUCUCAGCUGGAAGACCUUCCGAGAGUAACAAUCAUGGAAGAUUCCGACCAAAAUAUCCACCUUCGGAACCUCUCGCUGCAGCAGGCAGGAAACGAGGAAGAGGCUCUGAACCUGCUUUUCCUGGGAGACACCAAUCGUAUGAUCGCAGAGACUCCCAUGAACCAGGCGUCGACGCGCUCCCACUGCGUUUUCACUGUGCACUUGUGCAGACGAGAACCAGGCUCGGCCACAGUGCAGCGCUCCAAGCUCCACCUGGUGGAUCUGGCUGGAUCGGAUCGGGUUAGCAAGACCGGCCUGAAUGGACUGCAGCUCACUGAGGCCAAGUACAUCAACCUCUCCCUUCACUAUUUGGAGCAGGUGAUCAUCGCUUUGUCAGAGAAGAAUCGCUUGCAUAUUCCUUACAGAAACUCCAUGUUAACGUCCGUGCUUAGGGACAGCCUCGGGGGCAACUGUAUGACCACCAUGAUUGCCACAAUGGCAAUUGAUAAGAGGAACCUCGACGAGUCCAUCUCCACUUGCCGCUUUGCUCAGCGCGUGGCUCUCAUUAAGAACGAGGCAGUGAUAAAUGAGGAACUGGAUCCUGCGCUGCUAAUAGCACGUCUGAAAAGGGAGAUUGAGUCUCUGAGGGAAGAGCUGGCCAUGGUGACGGGAGAGCAGCGAGAUGACCAACUCACUGUGGACGAGAUCCAGAAGUUGGAAGAGCUGGUCAAGGCCUUUCUCGAUGACCCUGAUCCUGAUGUGACGUUGUCACUUGGAGCAGACAUGAGGAAAAUCCAGCACUCUUUCUCUCUGCUGAAGAAAUUGAUUCUGAACAAUGAAGCUGGAGAGACUCAAACAGCAGCAGCAGCAGCAGAGAGUGAAGAAAUGAUUCAACACAACCACCUCGAAGCGACCAAUUUAAAGGAGAUGCUGACUCAGCGUGAUAAUGAAAUCAGUAUCUUAGUGAAGAUGUUGAAGAGGGAGAAGAAAAAGGCCCAGGAUGUUGCUGCCAGGCUCGCUGAGAUCACCAGUGGUCAGAGUGUAGCCGCCCACAGUACGCCGAGCUCGUCGCCAACGUCACCGGCGGAGAGCGACACAGACGACAUCUCCAGCAACCAUGGAAGACGAGUGGUGCAGUACAUGAAAAGAGGUCCACAGCUGUCUAUGGGGAAGCAAGAAGCCUUUGAGACCUUUAUAAGAGACCACGAGGACUAUCUGACCAUCGAGGACAACAAGAACCUACUCAAACAGAGGUCAGCCGAGGCCAGAAGACUUGGAACGCAGAUGACUGAAGGCAGAAAUGUAAUCAAUGAGCUGAAGAAGCAGUUAGAGCUGAGGAGAAGGCAGCGAGCAGUUCAAGGUGUGACGGGGAGACCCACAGAGGCCGGGGAGGAGGUGGAUGCCCUGCGAGAAGAAAACCUGUGCAAACAGAUUUUGCAAGAAAAAGAAACCUACAAGAGCAUCGUUGGCCGUCUGAAAGCCUUGAGGACGGAGAUUGAGCACCUGCAGCUGUUGCUGGAGAGGGCGAAAGUCAAGCUACAGAGAGACUUUCAUAAGUGGUGGAGCCGGGAGGCUUCCAGUGAUCAGGACCCAGAUUCAGCCAGGUGUCGUCGCACAGACUCACCACAGGGAACCUUGCAGCCGUCUUCACCCGGCACUCCAGGACUGAGAAGCUUCAGUCCUAAAAACGUUCCUCCCGUAACAGCUGCACCAGCGUGGCACGAUGAUACCUCCAUGGACGGGAGAGCGACUCACUACACGCCGUCAUCUGAGUGGAGGUCCCUGUCGAGCACCGAGCUCUCGUCCUCCUCCAUCCCACUGACUGGACACCAGCAGACGGACGCUGACAUCCUGGCCUUUGUCAGAGCCAGACAAAACCUCCUCAACAGAGCAGACGCUCUUCAUCAGUGACAUGAACUUCUGAGGAGGAACGUGAGGCCUGGAGCUCUCGUCUCGUCUGCCUGUGUGAGUAAUGAUGGACAGUGAUGAUGUGAGAGAAAAUCAUGUCAAAUGACUUGAAAAAUGCCAAAUUUCACAUGGAAAAGAUGCACCACACACACACACAUCCUGUUUUCAUCCUCACACACACACACCCUUAUUGACCAUCUAAAAGUGAUGCCAUCGAUGUAAUGGGCAGCGGUAUAAAUCACGGCACGCGUCGGCCAUUUGUGCUGAACAAAUGUUGUCUCAAGAUAUCAGAGGAACGAGCAGAAACUAGGAAACCAUCUGUCUCUGAUAUGUGUUUAAGGACGUAAUGAAAGUGGACUGUUCAGCGGUGCGAGUGCAUCUCAGCGUGUGUUUUCAUGUCAUUCAGAGACGGAAGAUGUCUUCAAUAAAUAGCUGUAUUUAAUAUAUUGUGUUCACAAAUUUAAAACAAAGUAUUUGUAUACGAAGAAUAAAGCUAACAAAGAACUCGACCAUUCUAA
This is a messenger RNA of Solea senegalensis (Senegalese sole), 3033 nucleotides long. RefSeq names its product kinesin family member 6 (gene kif6). The transcript has 22 exons. Gene Ontology annotation, biological process: microtubule-based movement; mitotic spindle organization. NCBI's taxonomy places the organism in Eukaryota, Metazoa, Chordata, Actinopteri, Pleuronectiformes, Soleidae. The coding region runs from base 146 to 2518 and encodes 790 amino acids. The record is from RefSeq and is a predicted model, not a curated record. Gene Ontology annotation, molecular function: microtubule motor activity; microtubule binding; ATP binding.